GAGCGCCAUGACAUGAACACCCUAAGCCUGCCCCUGAACAUCCGCCGAGGCGGGUCAGACACCAACCUCAACUUCGACGUUCCAGAUGGCAUCCUGGACUUCCACAAGGUCAAACUCAAUGCGGACAACCUGAAACAAAAAAUUCUAAAGGUCACAGAGCAGAUCAAAAUCGAGCAGACGUCCCGUGAUGGGAACGUUGCGGAAUAUCUGAAACUAGUCAACAGCGCCGACAAGCAGCAGGCCGGCCGUAUCAAACAGGUCUUCGAGAAGAAGAAUCAGAAGUCUGCUCACUCCAUUGCCCAGCUGCAGAAGAAGCUAGAACAGUAUCACAGAAAGCUCAGGGAGAUCGAGCAGAACGGAGCCUCCAGGACCUCGAAGGACAUUUCCAAAGACCACCUGAAGGACAUCCACCACUCUCUGAAAGAUGCCCACGUCAAGUCUCGAACUGCUCCCCACAGCAUGGAGAGCAGCAAAUCGGGCAUGCCCGGCGUCUCCCUCACUCCCCCCGUGUUUGUCUUCAAUAAGUCCAGAGAGUUUGCCAACCUGAUCCGGAACAAGUUUGGCAGCGCAGACAACAUUGCUCACUUAAAAAACUCCUUAGAGGAGUUUAGGCCCGAGGCAAGCGCCAGGACCUACGGGGGCAGUGCCACCAUUGUAAACAAACCCAAGUAUGGCAGUGACGACGAGUGUUCAAGCGGCACGUCGGGCUCGGCCGACAGCAACGGGAACCAGUCGUUCGGGGCCGGUGCAGCCGGCACGCUGGGCAGCCAGAGGAAGUUCAGCAUCGUCCUGGAGGAACUGAGGGAGAUCAAGGACACCCAGGCGCAGCUGGCCGAGGACAUCGAGGCGCUGAAGGUGCAGUUUAAGAGAGAAUACGGCUUUAUUUCCCAGACCCUGCAAGAGGAGAGAUACAGGUACGAGCGACUAGAAGACCAGCUCCAUGACCUGACGGACCUGCAUCAGCACGAGACGGCCGACCUGAAACAGGAGCUGGCCAGCAUCGAGGAGAAGGUGGCCUACCAGGCGUGCGAGCGCUCCAGGGACAUCCAGGAAGCCCUGGAGUCCUGCCAGACGCGCAUCUCGAAGCUGGAGCUCCACCAGCAGGAGCAGCAGGCCCUGCAGACAGACGCGGCGGGCGCCAGGGUGCUGCUGGGCAAGUGCAUUAACGUGGUCCUGGCCUUCAUGACGGUCAUCCUGGUGUGCGUGUCCACCAUCGCGAAGUUCGUGUCGCCCAUGAUGAAGAGCCGCUUCCACAUCGUGGGCACCUUCUUCGCGGUGACUCUGCUCGCCAUCUUCUGUAAGAACUGGGACCACAUUCUGUGUGCCAUAGAACGGAUACUAAUACCCAGAUGAAGCCGCUGGUCCCCGUCCUCAAGUGUGUUCACGUUUUUAUCUUCAAGUGAACUCUGUGCGUACUACCAAAUUUUAACGUGAAAGGGUGGGGACUGGGCGUGGCAGGUGAUGAGGACUCUCUGGACUCGGCACCGUGCCCGCUCGGUCCCUGAGCCUGGGCACCGUGACUGUGUUGCCAGGCCCUCCCCACAUUCCUCGCUGCCUUAAUCACACCGGAUCCCCUGCCCACCUGCCUCACCAGCCUGGCGGGCCUCUGGUAGCGGAGCACUUGGCAUAAUUAGUGACUCAGAAGAAAAGGGGAUUUCCGUGUCUCCCUCUCGAGUCUCCGUCAUCAGUGAGCUCACCAUUGUCACUGGUCACGUUUUCCCUGAGUCCUGUAAGCAGCAAGGACGAGUCACGACUGGGAAGGGAGGAAGGAGCACAGGUGUGGCCGUGUUGAACACGCGCGGCCUGUGGAUGUGCAGUGAAUCCCGUGUAGCCCAUCCCGAUGAUCCACAGUGGACCGUAGGUCCCAUAUGUGCCAUUGUCCGCAGUGCUCAGUUGUGUGUGGCUCCCCUAACAUGGAAAUCUUAUUGCACACCUGUUUAUCCAUCCAAAGUUAAUUGUAUUGUUCUGUUGCACUUUAAAUGUUAAGACACGAGGAUGUGUGAAUGGGGCUCGUGCCUUCUCAUACCCACAGAGACGUGCGCCUGAUUUCAUCUCAGCUGGCUGUGUGCUCCCCAGCACGCGGAAGCGCUUCCAAACCCCUCAUCAGACUGCGGCGUUAACGAUCCUCGGGGGUCCUGCCGGCUCUGUUCCGGAGGCUUGGGACUCGACCAACCUUAACUGUGAUAAGCCCCCCGUGAGGGGUGACCCACCUUAUUUGCAGGUCUGUGAGGGGUUUGACGCUUACUCGGUAAUUGAAAACACAUGAUGCUUAUGUGGCAGGGAUUUUUUUUUUUCUUUAAGAAGGAACACCUGAUCGUAGUUUAUAAAGCUGCAGUGCCCUCCGGUAGGAACACAGGAAGCAGGAGGAACGUGUGACAUGCGGUCUGAUUGGAUGGCAGCUAGAUCGGUGGGAGCGGUUCACUUGGAUGAAGAUGGAGAGAGUCCUCUUAGGACCCUGAACGACCAGCAAGAAUAAGAUAAAUUAGGUGCAGUGCCUGAGCCAAGGGUGCCGUCUGUCUCCUAGCAUCUCACUGAACAUGGUCCUAGGAUAACAGAGUGGCCACAUUUCCCUGAGGCAGCAGCCUUCAAAAGUUAGCAUCUUAGGCCUAUUUAGGGGAUGCCAUUCACUAUCUUCAGCCCAGAUGAAGACGUGGAGGAAUUUCAUGGCAACGGCUGCCUAGCCCCACCUCCCACCACCCACCAUCUUAUGUCUGCAGACAUAAAGAUGCAUGUGAGUGUACGUUUUCUUCCAGAAGCCUUCAAACUGCCCGGGUUUAAAUUAAGUGCAAUAUUUUGCAAACUACUUUUAGGGAAAUCUCCUGAAAAGGAUGUGACCGUGUGCCAUGGUUUGAGAGAAUGGGACAGUCGAGCAUCUGAUGCAAGUCCAGUGUGUGUGAGACUCAUUCAACUCGAGCUUUUGUUCUAAGUUUACAGUUCAGUGGCUUUAAUCAGUUCACAAACUCAUACAGCUGUCACCACGAUCUAAUUCCAGACUCGAGCUCUUUAAAACAAUAAAUGUGACUUCAUGAAAUUGUCAGCGAGAGGGAGUUCCUGGACCCAACCCCCUUGUGGCUGUCUUCUCUCUCCCUGCAUCUCCCGAAUUGGUUGUUAAUACACUGAUCCAUCAA
Molossus molossus (Pallas's mastiff bat) is the source of this 3128-nucleotide messenger RNA. It is a transcript of the gene TMCC3, whose product is annotated as transmembrane and coiled-coil domain family 3. Lineage: Eukaryota; Metazoa; Chordata; Mammalia; Chiroptera; Molossidae. The record is from RefSeq and is a predicted model, not a curated record. Gene Ontology annotation, cellular component: endomembrane system. The transcript is spliced from 3 exons. The coding region runs from base 13 to 1353 and encodes 446 amino acids.